Molecule: messenger RNA, 4119 nt
Organism: Cladocopium goreaui
Lineage: Eukaryota; Dinophyceae; Suessiales; Symbiodiniaceae
Source: the annotation of a GenBank genome assembly
AUGGCGGAGGAACCAGGGGAGACACCAGCGAAGGAAGCAGAAACUUCAGCUGACUUUGGAAACAGCUCGUCGAGUUCAUCGGAAGACGAGACACAGGAACCCGACACAGUGGAGGCGACCCGGAACAAGAAAAGCGCUGAGGACAAACAGGCAGGGCCCAGUUGUGAUAAAGGUCAACCUGGUGAAGAAGCGGGGCCCGUGACAGCGUCAAGUUCCAGGGAGGCCCACUCAGCCACUGGGCCUUGGGAUCCUGACAGAGUCAAAAGAGCCCUUGAAAAGAGUAAAAACUUUGAUGAAUUCAGAAAGAAUAGACCAUUCAGGUACCUCCAUCUCUUUUCAGGUGAAAGAGAUCAGCUUUCCAUCUCACUGAAGAAAGCAGCUGAGAAAACCAGGCUUGAAAUCUACGUCGACAGCCUGGACCGGAAGAAAGACAAGGAGAUCAACUUGGCCGCACCCGCAACUUACGACGAGAUCGACAAGUCAGUGGAAGAAGGAGAUUGGGAUGGUUACCACAGCGGGUUUCCUUGCGGAUCCUUUUCGAGAGUUCAGUGGCGAGACACAGAUCACGGCCCAGGCCCAGUCAGGAGUGCAGCCCACAUUUAUGGACUUCCUGGCAACACGGUGCAACAACAACGUGAAGCCGAUGAAAGAACAUUGAUGGCUACGAGAGCGGCAUGGUUGCACAGAAAACAAAUCGACAGCUUCAGGAGGAGAGCGUUGCCAGAAACUUCAACCAUGGAGAAUCCACCAGGUGCCGUCAACACUGGAUCAGCUUGGGACUUGCCCGAAUUGAAGCAGGUGCUAGACGAGACAAACUCUUCGGUGGCGGAGUUCAACACCUGUGCAUACCAGUCACAACAGAAAAGGCGAUGGUAUAAGCCAGCUAAGUGGGCAGGGAACCUUGAAUCACUGGCCACAUUAGCAAAGGUGUGCCGAUGUCCCGAAUGGGUCACGCAUGUCCCGCUGAUUGGAAAAUCGGCCACAGAGGCGGCAGGGGCUUAUCCUGAAGCACUAGCUGAUGCCGUUGCAGCCAAGGAGUGGCUCAGGUAUCAGAUGAGCGUCAAGUCAAGCGAGGUAAACGAACUCCAGAUGAAGUGGCUGGACAACGAAGACGAAAGAAGGAAACACAUCUAUGAAGAGACAAAGCCCAUCAUCGCAGACAGCAUCACACAGGAAAAGAAGAGGAAGGUGCCAUCGAAAGCAAAUGCUGAGGAGGAGCUGGUGACGGCAUCAUCGUCAGUGGGCCCCACAAAGAAAAGAACCAGAGAGGAGCAGAAUGACUUCGCAAUUGGAAGCAUGAGAAACCCAGCCAUGUCGGUUGCCCGGCUUCAUCAAGUCAAGAAGGUGGGAGAACAGAUAGACCAAGCAUGGAGAAACUUUGUGACCGAUUUCCCACAAACCAUAGACCUAGCCAGGGACUAUGGAUCACGCGAGGCAAAGUUCGACGACAAGGUGCUCAGAAACUGGAUUGCAAGGCUGGAAGGUUUGCUUGAGGUAAACGAGCAGGAGGGCAUUACCUUGAAGGACAACACUGAAUUCAGAUCUCCACUGAAUUCCUUUUUGUGGGAUGCCUGGCGCAUGAAGGCUAGAGACCCAGAACAAUAUCUGGGCCAAUGGGCCAGGGAGGGAGUCCCAUUGGGGAUGGACCAACCCAUCCCGGACUCAACCAUCUUCCCGCCUGUCGAGCCCGACGAGGUCCUGGAAGAACGGACAGACAUGCGUGUCCUGUCCAACCUCAAGAACUAUGAGUCAGUGGAGACGCAGAAGCAAGAGGCGGCCAUUGAAAUCGACCGCUAUGUCAAGAAAGGUUUCUGCAAGGUCGUUGCGUUGGAGGAGAUGCACAAGAAGUACCCGACGGGCACAGCAAGUCGACUGGUGUUGAUUGUGAAACAGAAACCUGACGGGUCAACAAAGAGGAGGAUAGUGAUCGACAUGAGAAGAUCACAAGGCAAUGACAGAGCAACCGUGACGGAACGGAUAGUGCUGCCACGACCCCAAGACGUGGUCAAUCAAUUGCGGGUGAUGCGCAAGAGAGAGACAGAGUUGCCGGGCGUGGAGUCACAGAGAUCAGCAUUGAAGACGUCGUCAAGGUUUGCAAACUCAGAGGUCGAAUUCGUGCUCAUCGACCUACAGGAUGCUUUCUGUCAUUUUGGAUUGCACCCAACGGAACUGAAACAUGCAGUGAACCCAGGUUUAGAAAAUUGGACAGGCAUAGUUUGGUGCGCAAUGCUCUUCGGCUUCAAAAGGGCGCCCUUGAUCAUGGGAAGGUUGAGUGCAGCCAUCGGGAGGCUGUUGCAAAGCAUGUUCCAUCCAGCAUCGGGUCAGGUCCAGAUCUACAUAGGUGACGUUCUGCUGACCAUCAGAGGGCCUGAAGAGGAACGGAAUCUGCAAGUGUCGAAGGUUCUGUACCUGCUGGCAGCCUUCGGAGUGCAGGUGGCCACCCACAAAGGCGAGAGGGGUCGCAGGGUGCAGUGGAUAGGCACCACCAUGGAACUGACCUCACAUCACAUCCUGAUUGGAACACCGCCCAAGAUGAUAGAAGAGAUAAAGACCACCAUGGCGAACUGGGAUGACAAAAGGAUGGUUCCAAUCAAGGAGCCGCGAUCUUUCGCCGGACGCCUUUCAUGGGUAGCCGGCAUAGUACCGAGGCUGAGAUGGACGGUGACAUCAGUCUAUGCCGUCCUCACCGCAGCAAUCAAAGAGGAGGCAACGGAGAAGCAGAGAGCACAGAAGCGACAAGGAGACAGACGACCCAAAAUGGGCCUAGUAGCUGUGAAGCGUCUGGGCACCGUCAUCCCCUGGCUCAAAGCGGUCUUCGAGGUAUCGGACAUCAUGUUCAUCCGCAAAGAGAAAUUGAUCGAACAAGAGGCAUACGAAGCACUUCUGCAAAAGCAUCAUGCAGAAGCGCUGGACAUUGAAUAUGGAGAAGCAUCAGGACAAGCGGUGCUUGAAGGCUUGGCCAUUCUGAGAGCGGUUCAACUAUGGGCGCCUAAGUUCCAGGGCAAAGUGCUGGUCACCAGGUCUGACAGUGCAGUCGCGCUGGCAAUGUCCAGCAAACUGGCUUCCCCAAAUAGGAUCCUGAACUAUUUGGCGGCAGAGCUAGCAUUGGCACUGGAGAAAGCAGAAGUGCCGAAGCUGAUCCCGCAGCACAUACCGGGAUCCCUCAACAAAGAAGCAGACUGGCUGUCACGGCCUCAUCAAAGAGGCGAGGUUCCACAGGUGCUCAAGACCAUCAAAGUUCGACGCACGACAGCUUUGGCAGACAAAGGAAUGGGCUCCAAACCGCCAGGAGUCGAGGGCAGUCCUUGGAAAGUAGCAACGGUGCAGCAGUCAUUAGUGGUGGGACAGAAGGGACCACCGGGCAUUCCGUCGGCGAUAUGGCUGAUCCUGGGCACCGUUUUCCUGGCUGGAAUGCUCUGUCAAGCAUGUGUGCCGCGGCUAUGCCAGGGAGGAAUGAAAAUAGGCGGCCAAAUUUACGAUAUGGUAUGCAAGGCUUACCACUUCAUCGAAUUGCAGGUGUUCGUCCCCCGAUGGAACCUACUUACAACACAGAAAGAACGUCAGAAAGCAGACAACGCCAAAACAUGGGACUCCUACACGUACCGAGCUAAAGCCCCAAGACUACCUCAGUUUGACAGAGAUGCGAGCUCCAGAACAAGAGCGGGGAUCAAGUCGAUCGAGCAAUUCGAUAUGGGGCCCAGACGUGACAACGAGAAAGCAAUCGGAGGCGUCAAGAAUGCAAGAGGCGCACAUGAGAACAAACCCAUCAGGGGGAAGCGGAAAAUCAGUCCUGAACGCAAUGAUAGCAGCGGCAAGCCCCAGAAAGCUUUGAGCGAGGAAAAGAUCCCCCAGAAAGCUUUGAGCGAGGAAAAGAUCCCCAUCAAGGACAUCGGAAAGAUGACACGAAACAGAGGGUGGGUUAGCAGGAUAAAGAGGAGCUUCAUCGAAAAGUUCUACUCGAAGUCCACCUUAGCCACCAAGAACACAAAGCGCAAAAAGAUUACGGAGAUUUUGAAAAACAUGGAAGAAGGCCAUCCCCGGAUCACAAGAAGUCCAAGCAAGAAAAAAAACAACGAGAAUAAAAGGAAAAAAGGCAGACAAGAAAACCGCGAAAAAUGA